Anoplopoma fimbria (sablefish) is the source of this 7745-nucleotide messenger RNA. RefSeq names its product kirre like nephrin family adhesion molecule 1b (gene kirrel1b). Gene Ontology annotation, biological process: cell-cell adhesion. The record is from RefSeq and is a predicted model, not a curated record. Gene Ontology annotation, cellular component: cell-cell junction. Lineage: Eukaryota; Metazoa; Chordata; Actinopteri; Perciformes; Anoplopomatidae. Gene Ontology annotation, molecular function: cell adhesion molecule binding.
GGAGAGAGGGAGAGAGGCAUUGGCUUUUAUUUCCUCUCAAUGUGUCUCCUUUCACUCCCAUGACUCAAAGAGGAUUCCUGUUCGCUUCACCCGGUCGGGAGGGAUUGAUGGUGUCUUUUCGGGGAAGCAGAUGCGGCUGAACCAUGGCAGCCCUGUGGAUCAUAACUUUGGCCAUCACUCUGAACAGAGUGUGGUGCAUUCGCUUCUCUCAGGAGCCCGCGGACCAGUCGGUGGUACUGGGAGAACGGGUGGUGCUGUCCUGCCUGGUCUUCAACUACAGCGGCAUCGUCCAGUGGACCAAGGACGGACUGGCGCUCGGCGUCGGCGAGGGCCUCCGAGCCUGGCCCAGGUAUCGUGUGCUGAGGGCUCUGGACAUCGGCCAGUACAACCUGGAGAUCUCCAAUGCUGAGCUGUCUGAUGACUCUCUGUACGAGUGUCAGGCCACGGAGGCCGCCCUGCGCUCCAGGAGGGCCAAACUCAAUGUACUCAUCCCCCCUGAGGACCCGGUGGUUGAUGGGUCCCCGGAGCUCCUACUGAUGGCCGGGAAUCCGUACAACUUGACCUGUGUGACCCGCGGGGCCAAGCCUGCAGCGCACAUCCAGUGGACCAAGGAUGGAGUCGCUGUUGAGGGGGCCGUCCAGUCCACGGAAGUGUUGCCAGACAGGAAGAGGGUGACGACGAGGAGCUACCUGCCCAUCACACCAGCAGACACUGACAGCAGCCGCAACUUCACCUGCGUGGCCAGCAACCCGGCGGUGCCGAUGGGCAAGCGAGCCACUGUUACCCUCAACGUCCACCACCCUCCUAUGGUGACCCUGUCCAUCGAACCUCGCUCCGUCCUGGAGGGCGAGAGAGUCACCUUCACCUGUCAGGCCAAUGGCAACCCUCCCAUCAUUGGCUUCAGGUGGGCAAAAGGUGGCGUUUUGCUGGAGGGGGCCAGGGAAAGUGUGUUCGUCACCACAGCAGAUCACUCCUUCUUCACCGAGCCUGUGUCCUGUCAGGUUUUCAACGUUGUGGGAAGCACCAACGUCAGCAUCCUGGUGGACGUGCACUUUGGCCCAAUUCUGGUAGUGGAGCCGAGGCCCGUUACGGUAGAUGUGGACUCUGACGUCACUCUGAACUGCAAGUGGUCCGGGAACCCGCCUCUCACCCUCACCUGGACCAAGAAGGGCUCCAGCAUGGUGCUCAGCAACAACAACCAGCUGUAUUUGAAGUCAGUGAGCCAGUCCGAUGCAGGCCAGUAUGUCUGCAAGGCCAUCGUGCCCCGGAUUGGUGUUGGAGAGACUGAGGUUACGCUCACUGUCAACGGCCCCCCCAUCAUCUCCAGUGAUUCAGUCCAGUACGCUGUCAGAGGGGAACGAGGAGAGAUCAAGUGUUACAUCGCGAGCACCCCCCCACCUGAUAAGAUUGUUUGGGCGUGGAAGGAGAAUGUGUGGGAGAAGGAGAAGGGCACCCUGAUGGAGAGGUACACGGUGGAGCAGAGCAACCCAACCCAGGGCGGGGCCGUCCUCUCCACCCUCACCAUCAACAACGUCAUGGAGUCGGACUUCCACUCGCCCUACAACUGCACCGCCUGGAACUCCUUCGGACCCGGGACCAUGAUCAUCACCCUGGAGGAGACGGAUAUUGUUCCAGUGGGAAUUAUCGCCGGUGGUACGGUGGGCUCUUCCAUUCUGCUGCUUAUGUUUCUACUGGCGCUCGCCUUCUUCCUCUACCGCCAACGCAAAGGCAGUCGCCGCGGUGUCACCCUUGGUAAACCAGACAUCAAGGUAGAGACAGUCAACAAAGAGACCCACAGCCUGGAGGAGGAGGCGGCCGACGUCUCCACGGCAACACGGAUGGUCAAGGCCAUGUACUCACCGUUCAAAGACGACAUGGACCUGAAGCAGGACAUCAGGAGCGAGAGCGACACCAGGGAGGAGUACGAGCUCAAGGAUCCAACCAACGGCUACUACAACGUCCGAGCCACGACCCACGAAGAGGCUCGCCCCCAGUCCCGUGCGAUCCACUACCAGGGCGAGUUCCGCUCCCCGAACCCAAACAUCGGACCAGCCGGUGCCACUUCCGGCGGACCCCCGGCCGGCGCCAGCGGUUCUGUUCCCCCCAGUGGAGUGCCAGGCUCCAGGGCGGGCUGCUACGACCCCCGCCCACCCUCCAGGAUGUCCCAUGCCACCUACGCCCAGUUCAACACCUUCACCAGGGUGGCGCAGAGCCAGCAAGCACCUCCCAACCCAGCUCUUCAAUCGCCUGGUGAUUACCCCGGAGACUGCGGCCUGCUGGACAGCACGACCCAGCUGGCCUAUGACAACUACGGAUACCCCUCCCAGUAUCCCAGCUACCGCAUGGGCUUUGCUCCACCCAUAGAGGAAGGGCCAGCCUAUGAGAUGUAUCCAACAGGUCAAGGGACCGGGCUAGGGCCAGGGCCAGGACCAGGACCGGGGCCGGGACCAGGCCCAGGACCAGGACCGGGACCAGGACCAGGACCAGGGCAGGGGCCAGGACCAGGACCAGGGCCAGGGCCAGGGCCAGGACAACAAAGUCCUGAAACAGGACUGGGGCAGUAUGGAACCUCCACUCGCUUCUCGUAUUCGUCUCCACCCUCUGACUAUUCCCAAAGACACACACAGCGGAUGCAGACUCAUGUUUGAGCAACACACACACACACACACACACACACACACACACACACACACACACACACACACACACACACACACACACACACACACACACACUCUUUGACUUGCUUUUUGCAGCUGCAGUACUUAUUACACAUAAAACAUAAAUAUAUAAAAGAUACAUAAACAUUCAAGAGUCCAUUUUCCAGUGCAUGGAAUUUCUGUUCACUUUUUGGACCAAUAAACCACCACAACAAGUCACAGCAGUUAGCAGCGUCUCAUAUAAUGCAGUUUGCAGCAAUACAUACAACACAUGCAAAGCGACAUUCACACACAUUUGCGGAGACUUUCUGUUGCGUGCAGUGUUUAUGCUCCAACAAAAGCAACAGCGGGAGUCACAAUCAAGAGAAAAGAGACAAUAAAGAGAAGAAGAGCACUUUGAAGACAGGAAGAAGAAGAGCAACAGGAGCUUUAGGAGGAGCAGAGGAACCUGUUUCUUCUUGCAGUCCUCGUUUGGCUCUUGGUUCAUCUCCCUGCAUCAAUCUUUCCUCCCAAUUCAUCCCUGUAAAUAAGUGCAAAUGGAGAUUUUUGGUCAUUUUAAAGUUAUUUCCUUGUACAAACCUAUACAGUGCGAUGCAGUACAUUGACACACAGCAAAACUCCCUGUAAUACAUACUUUUUGCAUUUUCUGACACUCACAUAUUGCAACAAAAAAAAACACAAACACAUACACAGAGAUCUUUAAAGACUUAUUUGUUUCGAUGUAUUGCAGCAACGGGGCAGCUUGGACUAUGAAUAUAUUUGGCACUUUUUGAUCCCUUUUCCUCACUUAAACCUGCCCAGUGGCCAUUUCUUACAAGAUCUACCUUGAUUUAAGUGGGACAGAGCUUCUUAAAGUGGUACAGUCAGCGACCAGAGUGCCAAUGCUUAUGUGCCAACACACACAAACUAUUGAGGUAUGUCUUCUUUUGCAAAGAGUGGACAAGGAGGUGGUCUGGACUAAGAGGUUUGUGUUCAUGCCACUAGUGAGAGCAAAGGAAAGGAGUGGUAGCAGGCGUCUCUCUAUGCUCAUUCUCCUCCUCAUCUCUCAUGUUAAAUCAUCAUGAUACAUUUCUAUACUUUACGUUUCACUUGAGGUCAAUGCUGUAAGCAGUAUUUGUGAUACGAGGUGUGGCGGAAGCGCUUUUUUCAUUCUACGAAUUUCUGCAAUUUGUACAAAAAGAUACCUCCCCUACCUUCAAGUGUCAAGAAGUAUUUGUUUCUCUCACUUGCACAGUAGAAUAGAUUUUUUUUUUCUCCAUAUUUUUACUGAAAUGUAUGGGGGAAAAAAUGGCAUUCAGAAACAUUUUAUAAUAUUUUUAUAAGGAGUUGUGGACCAAAGGUUCAGUGUUUUGGGUGAAACUCACUUUUUAAUGUGUACGUGGCGGCGUGAUCGUUAUUGGAAACGUUUUGAGUUUCUUUAAAAAACAAAAAUGCGAUGGAUGGUGUUUUUAAAGUGGAUGUUGUAGACUAAAAUUAGAAAAUUUGAAGAGCUUCAUUCCAAAAAUGAUAAAUAUCCAGCAGGGGCACAUCUGUUUGAUGGAUAUCUCUGUUUGGUGUGAAACUCUUUCUUUGACUUCCAGUCUUAUUACUGGACUGCCUUUUAUCAAACGUCGACGACAUUCAAAAUGAUGGAUGGAGAGCAAGCAGCCGAUCACUUUGAGCUGCGGCUGCGAACUACUUAAGCAAUGAGAAGGUUCAAGUGUAGUCUAACAUAUCAAAAUGAAGGUACAGAGGGUUCUAUCUAGCUCAUAUGGUACUUUGUACAUUUAUAUGUAAGUAUACUGGUUUGUUCACUGCAUAAGAAAAUUUGGUGGUAUUUUAUGUCUGACAUUUUCCAUUAUAUUGUGUCGGCGUUGGAACGUGUGAUUGGCCUUUAACCCCACAGGUUCAUAAUGAUCAGCGUUUAAAGUGUUGCCACUAACCUCUAACCUCCACUGAUGCAGCUACUGUACACGUCUCGUGUUUUAAUGAAUCUCCACCGCCCCAAUACCAAAUUACUCUCCACCAAGAGAGAAAAAAAUCGAAUUAUUCUGUCUGGUGAGCUCUUGUAACAUCCACAGUAGUAGUUUUGCCUUCUUACCCAACACAAAGUAAGUCCAAAUUCAAACCAUGAUCAGCUUGCAAAAGCAGUGUGGGAUGUGCUUGUGUACUGUAGCAGUUGAGAGCAGCUAAAAAGUUGGAACCAUCAAAUGCUAUACUCUUUUCUUGAAUGAUAUUAACACCUUGAUGAGUAAUUAUAAGCAAGAAGUUGCAAAAGGAAGCCUUACUUAAUAAAAAAAAAGCUUUGGUUUUAGGACAUUUAUUUGACAGACUAAAGAUUCUUUAAAUAAUUCAUGAGUCUUUUAAACUAGUUUUGCUAACCACCAGGAACUGGUUUGACAUGUUCUUGAUGUGUUGCCUUUAUUUAAGGACACUUAUGCUUUAUUGAAUAGUCAAAGUAAUGAGUGACUGUAUGCAAUGAGGAGUCACCCUCUUGUAUCUCUAUUAUACAUUUUUGAGCAACCAAAUAAUGAUAGCCGAUGAAACGUUGCUUUACAAAAGACCGGAGGUUGGAAAGUGAAGCUAGAUAUCUCAACAGCUCGAGAGGUAAUCAUUAAGUCUUUAUACUUAUCAGCCACCCUAUCAACCCUUCACAGAUACAGUAUAUUAUGGUAAUUCUGUGCCAAGGGGCAGUAAAAAAUUGUAUUUAUUGCCCCUAUUUUGAAUAAACACUUUCAGAAAGGGAACCGCAGCCACGCCAUGUCUGAUUAGAAUAUCAGAUGGAACCUUGUAGCUCCAAGGUCACUAUAUAAACCAUUGCUGUAGUUAUGGAGAGAAGAACGGCAGAUGGAGCACCCUUUUAAAUUUAUAUGGUCAUCACAGCCUUGGUACUGCAUACUAUUACCUCUUUACAACCUUUUUACAGAGUUGAAGCCGUGCAGUAUUUUGCAUCUGACUUGAAAUGUCGUUAUGACCUUGUGUAGAAUGAGUAAAUUUGACACAGAGGAUGUACUGAGGCCAAAAAAAUACACGACCUGGCCAUCCAGGUACUAAGUUAUGACCUUUUAACUAUUGACAGUGUGUUAAGAGUUUGAAACUGUCUUUUCAUGGGGAAAAAAAACACAACAAACCUUUCUCUCAUAGCUUUCUUCCAAAUUUUUCUCCAAGCUGAUCACAUAUGAAGUAGGUAUAGCAAUCUUAGCUUGCAUUAAUGUGUACAUGUUGGGGGGGGUAGGGAUUAUGUUUUUAGAGAAUAUAUAGCUUCAUGAGCUCAUGACAUAGUCCUCAUUUAUUUCUUUUUGAAAAUCAGUAUUUUGAAUCUUAUUUUCUUGGUAUUACUUUGUGGUGUUACCUCACCGGUGGAAGAUAUGACUGUGGUCGAAAGUGUGUGUUUGAACUUUUUAUAUACAGUAUUUUAUUUUAUUUUGUAUGCAUCAGAUAGAGGGGUUCUGAUUAAUCAACCCGGCCGGAAAAAAAAGAGAGGGCAUGUGUGCGUCUGUGGCCAAAACGACUGCUCAUCAAGGCCACAAAUAGCCAAAACUCUGUCUCAACUAGGCCAACCCAGGCUUGAACCAGGCCAGACUCACAGCUAACUGCUCUGUUCCAUGCUGUGCUGUGCUGUGCUGCGCCGUCGCUGGCCAAGACCGACUGGAGUGGCUCGGAUUUUGAUUUUUACCUCGUGGAGUCUUCAGUGAGUGCCAAAAGACUGUGCAAACAAAUGAACUGAGCAGACAAACAAAUGCAGCAGCCAUUUGUGUUUCUUGUGUUUAUGUUUGUGUAUGCUCAUCGGUGUGUGUGUGUGUGUGUGUGUGUGUGUGUGUGUGUGUGUGUGUGAGUGUGCUACCUGUUUAUGUUUUCAUACAUGAACAGGUCCUAUAUGUGUCCAUAUGGGAAAGUGCAUGUGUGUGUGUGUAGAUGUGUGUUUGCAGCCUGUAACAACAGUGUGUUUUCAUACCAUUAUAAAUGUGUUAGGACCACUGGACUGUAAAAAUUAGGGUUUGACUGAUUGUUUUGGUCAAAAAUCUGAUUUAAUCAGCAUAUUUCCUCAAUUUAUGUGAAAGGUUUUGAUUGUUCUAAGCAACCACUACCGCACCUUCCAUGACACCUAAAAAUGGCGUAGGAGGGACAGGAUAUGCAGCACAGGCAGCUUAUUGUUUGGGCUAAAGCUGUCGCAAUUUCAGAUUUUCCCCACACGAUUAUGAUGGCCCAACUGAUUCACCAUAAAGACAUUUUUGAGAUAUCAAUAGAAAAUAAAAUUAAAAUUAUGCUUUCAUUUAAAUUCAUCUUUAACUCUGUUUAUUGUGCAUUUUUUGGGGCAAAGGAAUCACACUCAAAAUAUGAGUCUAGAGAGGUUAAAGAAGUGUAAGGAAAUCUUGAUUCGGUUUGAUAACAGGCUGGUGGACAAAAACACAAGUUUCUCUCCUAAAGUCUGAAGGAUUUUGACUUUGAACUACCUUAAUGAGCAGCAAAACGUAACAGAAUCUCAUCUACAUUUUAAUUUCAACUAGGCAUUUCCACCCUGUCAAGGAGAUUCAGUUGUAAACGCUUUAUGUUUGCUUGAUUUGAAGGUGUUUGAUAUUGUUGGGAAAGAAACCAUAUCAGUCAAACCCUAGUAUAAAGCAGGACAGCUGGUAAGACAGAGUGAAGGAGACAUUGCGUGGCCUUAGGACACGAGCCGAGCUCGUCCCUCAUCCAGCUGCUGAGCCUGUCUGCUCUCUGAAACAGCUGCACGACUGAACAGGAUUAAUUGAUGUUCAGUUUGGUAAUCGCUAAGCAUAUGAAGACGAUGAUCAGAACAGGGAGAAGGACUCCACAUUGCACUUGAAAAUGUGGAGGUGUGCACGUGGGUGAGAGAGGGACAGUGUGGGUGUUCACAUAAGCAUAUAUUCUCCAUGCUCCAAUUCUUUAUUUCUAUCCCUGUAUAUUGUUCACGUGUGUAUUAUGUUCAUGUUGAGUUAUUGUUUAUCCCUUUUAUUCAAGAAAAAAAAAAACUGUACAAAACUUACAAGAUAUUAUUCAAAUGCCCUUUUAAUUUCAUGUUUGAUUUCUUUUUUUUUUCUUUCAAAUUGUAUGUAAUUAUUUUUCCACAAUAUUACAGAAAAUAAA